Anopheles funestus (African malaria mosquito) is the source of this 1088-nucleotide messenger RNA. Its product is annotated as ejaculatory bulb-specific protein 3-like. The record is from RefSeq and is a predicted model, not a curated record. The transcript has 2 exons. The coding region runs from base 136 to 516 and encodes 126 amino acids. Lineage: Eukaryota; Metazoa; Arthropoda; Insecta; Diptera; Culicidae.
AUUGUUAAAUAUAUAUAAAAGGCUAGCCGGUUCGGUAGAUAGAGCACAGUUUGCGCAGUGCACUAUUGCGAAUCUACACACUCCUUUCCAACGAUACACAGUUCUAACGCACCAGAACUAAUCCAACGCUCAACCAUGAAACUGUUCGUCGUCGUUGCCCUUGCCCUGGUCGGUACCGUGGCCGCUCAGAGCUACACCACCAAGUACGAUAACGUCGAUGUGGAAGAAAUUCUGAAGUCGGACCGUCUGUUCAACAACUACUACAAGUGUCUGCUGGAUCAGGGCCGCUGCACUCCGGACGGCAACGAGUUGAAGCGCAUCCUUCCGGACGCUCUCCAGACCGACUGUGCCAAGUGUAGUACGAAGCAGCGCGACGGCGCCAUCCAGGUGAUCAACUACCUCAUCCAGAACCGCAAGACACAGUGGGAGACGCUGCAGAAGAAGUACGAUCCGGAGAACAAGUACCUCGAGAAGUAUCGCGACCAGGCCAAGAAGGAGGGCAUCGCGCUGGAAUAAGACGGCUAGUGUGAUUGUGACGCUUGUAACCAGUGAGCCGGAAGUGGAACCAAGGGCAAAGGAUACCUAAACCGGUAAACAAACAAACCACCUCAAACAUUUAAUGCCAAUUCACCAGUGUUUCCUAAAGCUUCCUACCUGCGGUACACAACAUUCGCGUGCUUUCCUUAUAGUACUCGAUUUACCACAUCCUGUCCGUGAGUUUUACUGUGGGUACUGGGUACUUCUCUUCGCCACAAGGACAUCGCCAGUGAAGCAAAAAAAAAUGGACGGAGGUACUCAAACUAAUCCAUCCCUUCCCGCCGCAUACUCACUCCGUUAGGAGUUAAGCGUGAAAGUUCCAUGCUUUAUUGAACUCUAACCCCUACUUUGUGAUAUCGUUGUCUGUAGACUCACUGCUACAAUGGUGGCCAUUUUAUCUGUUUUUUUGAUUGAUAUUGUUACGUUAUGUUUUACGAUGUUUACACUACGUCUAGUUCGGAAAAAAAAUUGUAGAAAUUUUGCGGAAAUCCUACAGCAACAUAAACAGGAUAUAGCUGAGCAAUAAAUCCAAUGAUACUUUCUAAAAUAAA